AUGAGAUUAUGCAAUCUUUCUUUUUGUUGUGGUUAUGAAGGCGCGAGGGUUAUGAUGAUCGCCGACACAGCCAUCUCAUUGAUAUUUCUUCUUGUCCUCUGUCUCAUUUUCGUAAGCCCACGUUUGUAUAUUUGUCACAAACCAGCCGGUGGAGCUUGUUUAAAGUUGGGCACGGUUCCAAAAACGUUUUUUUUCUUUCUUUUUUUGGGUAUUGAAUUGAAACAUUGA
Clunio marinus is the source of this 228-nucleotide messenger RNA. NCBI's taxonomy places the organism in Eukaryota, Metazoa, Arthropoda, Insecta, Diptera, Chironomidae. The record is from the annotation of a GenBank genome assembly.